UGGAUAAAGGGGAGAGUAAAGUAAAGGAUGACCAAACUUUCGUGCGGUGUUGACGUCAAACAUCUGCGACGGCGGAUGUAGACGCGUUGAGGUGGACCUAUAACAUGGCGUCUUUUUCGAAACUCGAGGAGUUGGACUUGACCCGGGACGAAGUGGAGCGCUUUUCCACAGCGUUUAAAGAUGAAAAGUUUAGAAAAAUGCUGUGUGAAUACGCGGAGGAAAUUUCCAGUCCGGAAAAUAAGAAAAAGUACGAAGAGGAAAUCACUCAACUCGAAAAAGAGAGGGGCAUGGACAUUAAGUUCGUGCAUCCCAACCCUGGUUAUGUUCUCAAAACCAGCGUUAAUGGGGACCAGAAAUGUUUCAUCAACGUCUGCAGCAACGACCUGAUACAUAAACCCUUUUGCAAAGCUGAAAAGGGUGCCAACGGGACGGUCGGACAACAUUGGUCUCUUCCAUACAGUCUGGCGCCGGGGAGAGAAGAUCUGGGUAAAGGUGGCAGAAAACACAUGAUAUAUGAUGUGGUGUUUCAUCCAGACACUUUGUACAUGGCGAAUAAAAACAAGAAGUUCAAAACAAUGGUAGAUCAAACUUCAAUUGAAGUGAUAGAGAAGCAACUAAAUGCCAAACUAGAUUCAAGAAAUGUUAAAACUUUAAAAGUAAGUUACAAGGGAAUGCCCGAGGCUGCUGUCAUUCGAAAACCUAUUCCUGGUGUUCCCAAGAAACCUCCAGAUGAUGAUGACCCUUUACAGUUUCCUUAUCCCUAUGGUUCCCUAAAGUCAGAAACUCCCUCUGGGCAUGGCACACAAUCUAAAACAACAAACAAAAGUUCAGAAUCUGCAAUGAAGGACAAGAAUACAAAAUCACAAGACAGCAAAUCUACUCAACCCAAAUACUCCAUUAUUCACAGGUCACAUAUUGAUUUGCAAGAUUACCGAUAUGCUCGUGAAGCUGCUUCCAGCACCAGACCUAAAGAGCUGGUGAUUGCUAUUGACCUCCCUUUGCUUAAGUCUGCUGAGAAUGCUUGUUUAGAUGUAACUGAGCAAUUUUUAAGUUUGGAGUCACAGAAACCAGCUUACAAGCUUGAUUUGCGUCUACCUUAUCCAGUAGAUGAAAAUCUGGGGUCAGCUAUGUUUAACAAAUCUAAGAGGCAGCUUGUGGUUACUUUGCCUGUGCUACCUAUGAGGCAAGCCCUAGAAGUGGGACAGUUUCCUGCUGGUGACUUUAAACAAACUAGUAAUGAGUCCACAGAGAGUGGCCAGUUACUUUGUAAAUCAGAUUUUCAGCUUGAAGGACAUUCACAUCAACAAAAUGGAGGGCAUUUUGGUGAUGGUGUGAAUCCAGAAAGUGAAUUUGAAUUUAGCACCUUGCAGGUUUCCAAUUUGGUGCAAUCUGAGAACAAUGAACACUUCAAACUGAGCGAAAGCAAAACCUUUACAGAGUCAACUGCUAAAGAGGCUGCGAUAGUUUCAAAUAAUACUUUAGGAAAACCAAAUGAUGUAAUUGCUACUUCCAAACUUGUUUCAGAGGUAGAUCCUGAAGAACAUGAAAAUGUUGCAAAAGAAGGUGCCAUUGCAAUGAGUGGAAAAGAAUCUCUUGGGACUUUGGAAAAGGUAUGCAGUCAUUCUGUAGGUGAACAGGUAGAUGUAGGUGCAGAUUCAUCUGCAAACACUGCAUUCUACUAUGGUGACUGUUUAAAGAAAACAGAACCGGUAUGUCCUGAUUUCCAUUACCAUCAAAAUAAAGACUCUAUAACAUUCGUACUGCAUGUGCAAAAUGUUAAUGAAGAAAGCUUCAAGUCAGUACUUCACACUCAUGACUAUAGGGUUGUAUUUGGGACUCAGGACUCUGAUGUUUUAUAUUCCUUGAUUGUUCAAUUUCCUCCAGAACAUCAGCUGGACACCACAGAAAGCAUAGUUAAUAUAUCUAAAGACAAUGCUGCAGUCGUGUUAAUGAAGUCACCAGAGUGUCGAGGCUUGUGGCAAAGCUUUCAUGCUGGAGAAUCGUGCAACUGUUUGCAGAAAAAUCUGUGUGUAACUUCAGAAAAUAUCAAUCAAUUCUUGAGUACCAAUUUGGAGGAUCCAGUCACAAAUGAGCUACCAGAAAAACAUCCUUUAAUUAGUGUUGUGGAAAUCAGUGAAAGUGGCCUUGUUAUUCAUUCUAAGCUUCAGGAGAGUGAGAACACCAGUUCCCAUGGAUUUUCUCUGAAACCAGACAGAGUUAAACACAAUGAAGCUUGUAAUGCUGCAAACGUUCAACAACAGACAGAAGAAACCAGUUUUUCUGAAUCUAUUGCAGAAGGUAAAAUAUUGGAAGAAGAGACACCAUUGGCAAAUGAUGCUGCUGAAUUUGUAUCUAAUGACAAAUACCAAUUAGUUGCUAUGGCAGGCACUGAUAAUUUUUUGGAAACGACUAAUGCAGGAGAAGGAACAAAUAAUGAAGUUCCAAAUUAUGACAUGAAUCAAUUGACGCACAGUAACUGUUGGACUUCUGUUAAUGCGAGUAAACUUACUAGUGAGGUUAAAAUGAAAAGUGAGUCAAAUAUGUCACCCUCUCACGCAAGUACAAUAUAUGUUGACAAGCCACUAUCUAUAAAUGAUGAACCUCUACUUGUAAACUGUGAAAAAUCAGUACAUUUUAAACAGUGUACAAAAGUAGAUGAUAAUGUACUUGAUGAAGAUGACCUUCCAAAUAACCAGAAAGAUGAGAACACUCCCGAGUUUAUUAAUACUACGGCUCCACUGCAAAUUCUUGAGGAAAUCAAUCCCAAUGACCAAAGUGUUAAGAUUAUAAGUGACCAUAAAACAAAAUCUGCAUUCAAUUUCCAAAGUAUGGAGUUGUAUCAACUAGACUAAAGAAAUGUUUGAAAUGGUUAGAAGGGAAACUUUAACUUUAUUGUGCCUGAUUUAAGGCUUGGCAUUAUAGGGGUCUGAAUGAACCAAGAUUGCGUCUGAAGUUUAAAACUGUGAUACAUUAGUAUAGGUUAGUUUGCAUUUUAAAUCGCAUUCCAAAUCACAAAAUAAGUUAAUUUUUGUUUAGUUUAUGGCCAUGUAAUAACAGCCAAACUGGCAAUUUGUGACCAUAGAGUCAGAGAUGUACAGCAUGGAAACAGACGUUUUGGUCCAACUCAUCUAUGCUAUUCAGAUAUUCUAAAU
Chiloscyllium plagiosum (whitespotted bambooshark) is the source of this 3152-nucleotide messenger RNA. RefSeq names its product dynein axonemal assembly factor 2 (gene dnaaf2). Lineage: Eukaryota; Metazoa; Chordata; Chondrichthyes; Orectolobiformes; Hemiscylliidae. The record is from RefSeq and is a predicted model, not a curated record. Gene Ontology annotation, biological process: axonemal dynein complex assembly; epithelial cilium movement involved in extracellular fluid movement; cilium-dependent cell motility. Gene Ontology annotation, cellular component: cytoplasm.